AUGGCUGCUGAAUCGUCUGCUGGUAUCAAGUCUACUCAGGGCUUGAUGAUUGGUAGAGGCACUCUUAUCAACAAUCUUUACAUUCUUCAAGUUCCUGCUGAUCCUUCUUCCAAUUUCUGUGGUUCCUUGCAUGAUGAUGCUCUUCUUUGGCACCAGCGCCUUGGACAUCCAUCUCAGGCCAAAUUACAACAUCUUUCGGGUAUUCUGCAUUUGAGUAAAGCUGCUGCUUCUGAUCACUGUUGCAUUUGUCCAUUAGCUAAAGGAAACUUCUAA
Molecule: messenger RNA, 273 nt
Organism: Microthlaspi erraticum
Lineage: Eukaryota; Viridiplantae; Streptophyta; Magnoliopsida; Brassicales; Brassicaceae
Source: the annotation of a GenBank genome assembly